Molecule: messenger RNA, 4599 nt
Organism: Peronospora belbahrii
Lineage: Eukaryota; Oomycota; Peronosporomycetes; Peronosporales; Peronosporaceae
Source: the annotation of a GenBank genome assembly
AUGACAAGCUCGUCGCCGCGUGUGUCCUCGGACAGCACGAGUUUUGACCAAUUACAAGCGCUACGGAACGUCCAACUUAUUACACAUAAUGAAUAUCCAUUGCGUCAUCUUGCACGUGAGAAAGUACGGCGACGAGCACGUCAAGACGACGACGAGUACGAUGACGACGACGACGAUGAUGAUGAAGAGAGUGCAUUGUGUUUUUGUACAUAUCCCGACGCUGGAGAACGACAAGUAGCAGAAGAAGAAGAAGAGACACGACGUUGUGAUGAUGUUUCAUGCUUGAAUUUUGCAACGUACGUGGAAUGCUCAUUGUCCUGUGCGACGGGUGUAUUCUGUCGUAAUCAGAGACUACAACAUCCGGAACGUUAUCCUCAAUUAGAACCAUUUAAGACUGAAUAUAAAGGCUAUGGAGUACGUACAGUACAGAAGAUUGCACAACGAGGAAUUGUGGGUGAGUACGUUGGUGAAAUUAUUGAUGAAAAGGAAUUAGCAAGACGUUUAAAGAGCGUACCGAGACAUGAACUUAAUUUUUACUACCUGUUAUUAGCUCCUGGUGUCUAUAUUGAUGCCCGAAACAAAGGAAGUUUUACAAGGUUUGUAAAUCAUAGCUGUGAACCAAAUUGUAAGACAGAGAAGUGGACAGUGAAAGGAGAGACUAGAAUUGCAGUCAUUGCAUUGCGAGAUAUUAACGUGGGUGAAGAGCUGACGUUUGAUUAUCAGUGGAAAGCCUUAGGAUCGAGACAGAUUACGUGUUUUUGUGGAGCAAAGACUUGUAAGGGAUUUAUUGGUACGCAGAAUGACGCGCUGCAGAAUGCAGAGAAUCAGACAGGAUACUUUCGUGACCCAGAAAGUCAGGAAAUUGGACGAGCGUUGGUAGGACGACGUGUACGCGUUUUCCGCUCGCCUGAGGAUAAAACAGAGCAUGACGUGCAGCUUAUUAAGGCUUAUGACGAAGAGCAGGAUCGGUAUGAGGUGGAGGAUCUGCUUGAACCCGCAGGAUUUGAGAUCGAUGAAAAUGACGCUGAAGAGGAACUAGAUGCAGCUGAGAAACAGUAUGUGCAGCUUAAGGAAAACGGCUGGCAGAUCUUUUGUCCCCCGGGAGAUGAAGUGGGCGAGACGAUUUUUGCGAUCCCGAAAAGACGUUUUGUGCUAACUCCGUCGGGUAUGUCAAGUGCUGCUGGAAGCAGGGAUCCAUCACCUAAACGAGAAACAGUGCUACAGUCGCCUGUCCGCACUCCGUCACCGAUGACCACAGCCAGAUUGGAGAGCAGCAUCAGCACGAGCAAAAAAACUCAGUUUAGGGAGCUAGUCGAUCGUGACAGCAAAGCAAUGUCCAACAAAUUGCUGGUGAAGUUUUUGCCGAAAGAGUACGAUGCACGUGCUUUGCGCAGCUUGUUUAUCAGUCGAAAGCAUCCAAAUGCACUUGUAAAUGCCGACGUGUUUAAUUUUUUGGAUGGUACGGGCUGGGCACUUGUGGAAUUGGAAAGUGCCGAGCUUGCGUCUUGGUUUCGCCGCACCUUGGAUCGCCGUAAUCUACUCGACAGGAUGUUACGAGUGUAUCAAGCCGGCGCCAUGGAGUUAGAAAAUUUUCAUCACCAGAAAAGUAAAGUGCGGAUGAUGCGUCAACAGGGAAUGACGGAGAGGACGGGCACAUUGCCUUUAGCAGAAAAGGAAAGUGUGUCUGAGGUAAAACGGAGAGAUUCUUAUUGCUUUGGCCGAAAGCUCAAUUGGCUCGUUACCAAAGCGGAGUUAAAAAAAUUGGCUGUUCAGCAAGUUCUAUCUGCAUCGCUAGAGGAAACGCUGCGCGUGAAAUAUGUGAAAAGCAUUUUUUGCAUCGCCAAAGGAUUGCGUCUCGACCGAGAGGAUGCCACCAGUGCCAUUAUUGCGCUGAACCGGUACUUCACGUUUCACACAAUGCCGAUGGAGGUUGACAUUUAUGCUGCGGCGAUGCUACAACUGUUUUUAAAGGCCCACGCUCGAAAAGUACCAUGGACUGCCUUUGUGAAAGAAGUAUACAAGGCAAAGCAUGGUUCUCCUGCCGUUAAACGUCUCACAACCGCCUCCCCUGAGCUUGAAGCUCUUAAUCGCCGCCUUGUUAAAGCGGAGGGCGAGUUACUGGAAGGAUUGCAUUACGACAUAACGGGAGACGAUCCGUACGCGCUGUUGGACCUUUUUACAACACGCAAAGGCUCAAAAAAGCUUGUAGCUUUGUCUCAAAGAAGCAAUGUCCAUCCAGUAGACCCGUUUUUCCACUCACUGCCUCCACCAGAAGUGCAAAAAGAAGCGAAACAUUUGGUGUCAGAAGCCUUACCGCUGUCCAUUUGGACGCACACACCCGUGGAGUGUAUCAUGCUCAGUGUGGUAUACGUGAGCGCUGCUGUAAUCAAAGCACUGAAUUAUAGUCCGUCUUCUCCCAUUGUCAAAAUCCCCGCAUUUUUGCCGCAGUUCGACAUGCAAUCUAAUGCAGUUGAAGCGCGCAUGCUACUGGAUUGCUCCUUAUUCAUUUGUACUCAGUUGAAAGAGCGAUGGGUGCGUUUACAAAAGCAGUCACAGAUAGCGCAGCAGAAAGAGCCGAGGAAUCCCGAUUUGAGUGAGUUUGAUUUGGAACAAUUUGCCGUGUCUCGGGAGAAAAAGGAUGUGGAGAUUUCGGAACGAAUAGCUCGAUCGUUGAGAGAAUGGAUUAAUGUGCCUUCGAUGUCCAGCUUGUCAACCAGUUCUUCCGCGGUGUCGGAUACAACUCCGGUGUUAUCUUCUUCGUCAACUAAUGCAGUUUCAACGGCAGCAGAUAAAAAGUCGUCGACUGUGACGCCGUCACUCAUCGGAGAGAAGAAUUGCCUUACGUUAAAAGCAAUGGGAAGCUCAGUGUCAGUUCCCAGCUGGGCUACAAGUCAAAGUGGUGACAGUGUGGGCAUUGUCUCGGCGUUCUCAAUCUUUUCGAAGAAAGUUGCCGCAAAUGACACGAGAGUUGAGGGUAUUCGCCUGCACACAGACGAAAUUACCAAGGUUGAGUCUAUUCGGAAACGAGCUUUUUUGGGAGCAAUUUCAAGCGAGGUGAGCCUUGAUCUGGCUGGACAGCCAGUAUAUCUGCAGUCGUGGCCAUACCUUGAGCAGGAAAUGUUUUUUACGGAAGAAAAAGGCAUCAAUGAAGCAUGCCUGCGCGAGCUAUCUGCGGCAACCACCCUUUCGUCGCUCUUGCCAGAUCGUUUUAUGAAGCUUUAUGGAGUUGUUUUCCCGGCUGAUCGCAAGGACCGGCAGAUGAACGAAUCAGGAGCAACCAGUACCGACGUUGAUGAUUUAGACUUGCUCGCAGCUACAAUCGAUGACGACGGUAAUCCUCUGCCUGAAGGCAUGGAUAAACUAGCUCCACAGAAGCACUACUUGGCGUUUGAACAGCCGCUGCACAUGUUCUCGGGUCUUAUUGAGGCUCACUUGUCGCUCACACCGGAACUGCGUAAGAAGGCCGUUUUUGAUAUGCUGCAAAGUCUUUCCGCUGUCCACGAUCAAGGAUAUGUCCACCGCUUUGUUGCCCUCUCGCAUGUCUUAGUGUUUAAAAAUGGUAUCAAACUGGGUGGCUUUCAUGCCAUGCGCAAGAUCGCCAACAUUAAGCCAAAGGGUGGUGAAGGUCCUUUGAUUGCUGCUUACGAAAUGACUGACAACGAGCGUAAAGAACACUGUUACGGCGCGUGGCUGUACGUAACUGCGCCUGAAGUACUGUUAGGUGAAACGAAGUACACAUGGCGUUCGGACGUAUGGUCCGCAGGUUGUGUGGCGCUUGCUAUUCUCCUUGAGAAAACGCCAUUCCUGCAAGGGCAGGACCUCAAGUUACAGCUUGAUCUGAUAUAUCGUCUCUGCGGCACUCCGAGUUCAUCCUGGGAAGGCGCACACAAGCUCCCGCUAUACAAUGCCUUUCGACCUAAGCACGAGUACAAGAUGCGCCUCCGCAAGACACUUUUGGAACAACGAUCUAAAUUCCCAGACUUUCCCGAAAGUGCCGUUGAAAUGCUUGAGGCAAUGCUGCAAUUGGACCCUGCAAAGCGCAGCACGGUGAAAAGGCUGUUAAAUAUGCGUUACUUUGACAGUAUUCGUAGCAGCGAGCAGACAUUUGACUACAGCAGACUAUCACCAACGUUCCAUGUGCAGAAAAGAAAACUCAUGCAGCACUUGUUGAAACCAAAGUCCAAGAAGUACCGAAGUGCUGGUAGCAGUAGCCGUAGCGCAUCUGCACGAUCUUCGCAUCAACUUUCUUCGCACAAACACAGCAGCAGUGAGCACCAUCGCCACAAGCGAUCCACGGCAUCGGCAAUCGAUGUGUCAGUUUCCGGCGACAAACCUAGCCAUUAUGACCGACAUAGGACCAGAAGCGACAAGCGGAAAGUGAGACCAUUGUCGACUUCACGACGAGAAGUCCAGCUCGACACCGUUCUUGCAGGUGUUGAGGAUGUGGGGAUGCAUGAUAGCAGUGAAUAUGUUCCGCUCCCCGCUAGCUUCACUGCCUCUGCUGAACAUUUACGUUCGAUGGUAGAUGGCGGUAGCUUGCCCCCGCGUGAAAAACGUGCAAAGCUUGGCUGGGGAAUGGGACUCAACUCAGAAUCAUAA